Manihot esculenta (cassava) is the source of this 771-nucleotide messenger RNA. RefSeq lists its product as uncharacterized. The transcript has a single exon. Bases 1 to 771 code for a protein of 256 amino acids. NCBI's taxonomy places the organism in Eukaryota, Viridiplantae, Streptophyta, Magnoliopsida, Malpighiales, Euphorbiaceae. Gene Ontology annotation, molecular function: nucleic acid binding; RNA-DNA hybrid ribonuclease activity. The record is from RefSeq and is a predicted model, not a curated record.
AUGGCUGUUGAGUUAUGGAGACUUGCUGGUUUUUCUACUGCUGUUGGUUUUUCUAUAUUCAUGGAUUUCUUUAUUCAUAUUUAUAAUACUUUUGGCAGAGAAAGGACUGCACGUAUGGCUAUACAUGCAUGGAAGUUAUGGCAUGCCAGGAAUGAAAGAUUGUGGGUCAAUAAAGUUUUGUCACCCAGUGAGGUUCAUCAUGCUGCUAGUUCCUAUUUUAAUGAUUAUGUGGCUUCACUUGUGUCUCGACCAAGGACGUUAUCCCACCCAUCUGUUCCUCGUGUGCUCCCAUUGGUUGAGGCUACCACUCUUGAAGUUGAUUGGAUUGCAUUCAUUGAUUGUGCAGUCUUUGCUAGUGCUGAUUUGUUCGGUUUUGCAGCAGUAUUUGAGGACUUGGAAGGCUUCUUUUCCAUUGCAAUUUCGGGUUUCUAUGAGGGGGGUGGGCAACCUGUUAUUGCUGAAGCUUUGGCCUUGCGUCAAUGUUUAUCUUAUGCUAGAGAUUGUUUUCUUCAGGCGGGUUGUAUUUUUACGGAUAACCAAUCCUUAGCCUUGGCUAUUCGCUCUCCUCUGGAUGACUUUUCAGAGUUUGGAUUAGUUGUUUCUGAUUGCAAAGAUAUUAUGCGGUCUCAGGGUAACAUUCAUGUUUGUUGGGUACGGCGUUCAGAAAAUAGAGCCGCCCAUUUAUUAGCUAGAGAGUCUAUUCAUCAUGGUAGAUUCAAGAUUUGGAUUGACAUUCCUGAUUGUCUCUUGGAUUAUUAUUCUACAAGAUAA